Molecule: messenger RNA, 805 nt
Organism: Paramecium octaurelia
Lineage: Eukaryota; Ciliophora; Oligohymenophorea; Peniculida; Parameciidae
Source: the annotation of a GenBank genome assembly
AUGGACCUCCAAGAACAUUAUAUAAAUUUGUAAUAUUACUAGGGUUAUGAUUAUUAGAAACUAAUAAAACAGAAUAUAGCAGUCUAUAAUUCAAUUAAAUAUAAUGAUAAUUUCUAUGAAUUUGCAAAAGCCUAGAAUUACUUUAAGAAAUUUUAAAUUAUAUCAGCAAUUAAUUUGUUGAAAACAAUAAGUAAAUUUGAAAUAUCUCUAAAAUCUUCCCAACGAUAAGUAUAAAUUAAUAAUUCAAAUGAAAAUAGUUAAUGUGAAUAUAUUUCUUAUUUGGAUGCUUACAUAAUUAACUUGUGUUAAAAGUUAAUGUAAUGAAAUUACAGAUCAAAGGUAGUGUAAUGAGAAUGAUAAAUGUGAAUGGGAUUAUUGGUCACCUUCAAAAUGUCAAAACAUCUGCAAUCAAUUGAAUAAUGAAAAUGAAUGCUAAUUUGCAGCAAACUGUAAGUGGGUAGCAAGUUCAUCCUCGUGCUUCAUCAGAAAAUGCACAGAAGAAUUAUAAUAGGAUAGGUGUUGUCAAAUUGUAUUUACUACAAUAAAUUAGGUUGCUUGCUCUUGGAGAAAUAACUAAUGUUGGGACUCAUCAUGUGUUACAUUGUAAGCUAGUGAGGCUGGUAAAUGUGCAAAUUCAUAUUGCAUUUGGGAUGAGAAAAGAAAACUUUGCUAUGAUAAAAAAUGUUCAGACUAUUAUAAUUAAUAUGAUUGUGAUCAAAUAUCAUUUUGUAGUUGGUUUAAAUACAAAUGCAUCGACAAUGGUAAUAACAAGAUUGAUUAUCAAAAUGGUGAAGAAUAAUGUUGA